Cylicostephanus goldi is the source of this 317-nucleotide messenger RNA. The record is from the annotation of a GenBank genome assembly. NCBI's taxonomy places the organism in Eukaryota, Metazoa, Nematoda, Chromadorea, Rhabditida, Strongylidae.
AAGUCUCCAAUAAUCCAGUGACGGUGAUACCUCAGCAAGUGCCUACUGUACAAGAAGCUCGGAUAGUUAUGCAGCCACCACAAAUGGCGCCGUAUCCAGUGGUGGAUCAGCAAUGCAUCCAGCCGCAAAUGGGACCACCACCUCUUGCUAUGGAUCCUCAAUUAGCACCUCAGCUUGCCCAAGUGCAACGAAUCCCGAUGACUAUUCCUAAUGUGGUAUCCGCGGUGGUGACACAGCAGCAGCCGUUGAUAGUCCAACAGCAACAACUGCAGCAAAUACCACAACAGCAGCCGAUGCAGCAACGAAUAAAUGUCAAU